AUGGAAAGAUCAAAUUCAACAGUAGAUAAAAAUUCCUCUACUCAACAAAUAGGCCUUGAAGAGUUUACUCCUCUAAGAGGAAUUGCAAUAAAAGAUCUGAAAGUGUUUAUCUUUAUGAAGCCAAGCAAGAAAGAGCUAGACCCUUAUAUUAAGAGAGUUAUUGAAUUUUUACAGAGAUUCUCGAUAUCCUGAUAUGUUACUGAAGCAGUAAUGCAGUUAUUAAAAGAUUCUAUGGUUGAGGCUGAAGAGCCAGAUGAUGAUCAAAGUAGUACUCACUCAGACACGAUUAAAAUUGAUAUUGACUCUAUUGAUAUCUUUUCAGAAGAAAAUCAAAACUCGAUUAACAGAAUCAUUACACUGGGAGGAGACGGAACAGUUGUCCAAGCCAUUAAGCUGUUUGUCAAGGACAAAUGUCCUAAGAUGAUAACAUUUGGACAAGAGUCUAUUGGCUACUUGUGAUGAUUUGAAGGCUCUGAGUAUGAAGAAGUUCUUUACCACUCCCUCAUUAAGAUAGCUGAAGAUAGAGAUGAUUAUGAAAAGUUUACUGAAUUUGAAGAGGAUAUUAAAUAUGGAAUCCCAUAUGUGGAGAAGAAAGAUAGAGUAGUUCUGAAGGUUCUUUUUGAUGAUUUGGACCCUGAUGUAAUGUCAACUAUUACUCCUGGAAAGACCAAGAAGCCGAAGUUUGGCAGUCUAUAUGCUUUAAACCAAAUUAUUGUUGAUAGAGGUUCUUUUAAUUAUCUAACAAAUUUGGAAUGUUAUAUUAAUGGAAACCCACUCACUGUGAUUCAAGGAGAUGGAGUGAUACUAUCUUCUUCAACAGGCUCAACUGCUUAUAACAUGUCAGCAGGUGGAAGCAUUGUUUAUAAUUAUGUGAACUGAGUAUUGCUAACUCCAAUUUGACCUCAUUCCUUGUCAUUCAGACCCCUCAUCCUUCCCGAUGAUUGUGUAAUAACUUUAAAAGCCUCAGAAAACUCAAGAGCAGAAUACUACAGCGUGAGCAUAGAUGGAGACCACUCAUUCUCAUUGAAAAAGGGUGAAAAGAUAGAUAUCCAGGGUAGUCUAUGCUCUCUCCCAUUUGUUACCUUCAAUCCAGUCGAUCCCAUGCAAGAAUGGUGCAGCCGUUUGAACAGUUCCCUGCAUUGGAAUUCAAGACCAGUUCAGAAGAAUUUUACUAAAAAGAACUAAAGGAAUGCAUCAGAAGCAUCUCUGCAAGAUCUAAAAGACCAGCUGUUGCCAGAAAUGUUGUUCUUAAUUGUUGUAAAUUCCCCUGUA
This is a messenger RNA of Moneuplotes crassus, 1272 nucleotides long. The record is from the annotation of a GenBank genome assembly. Lineage: Eukaryota; Ciliophora; Spirotrichea; Euplotida; Euplotidae.